AUGUCAGACACACCACCACCUGAUGCGGCUCCUGUCAGUGGGAGAGAUAGAACACCAGAGCUAGUCAGUUCCCGUGAGAAACGUCGUCGUGAAGACGAAGAAGAUGAUCGUGACAAUCAACGUGAUAGGUCCAAUGCGAAUCGAUCAGGUCGAAGACAUCGUGACGAUGACGAAAGAGAUCGAGACCGAGACCGAGACCGAGAUCGAGAAAGAGAAAGAGAAAGAAGACAUCGACGACAUCGCGAGGACGAAACCGAAGAAGAACGUCGAGAGAGACAUCGACGAAGGGACGAAGAGACUGAAGAAGAAAGAAGGGAUAGACGUAGAAGGAGAGAAGAAGAGACAGAAGAAGAAAGAGAUGAACGUCAUAAAAGACGAAAAGACAGGGAGGUAAUGAUUGAUCACAAAAUAAGACGGGAAUCUAGAGAAAUCUCACUUGGUUCCACAAAUAGACAUUCACAUCAUCAACAACGUGAUAGAUCAAGAGAAUCUCAUGGUUCAUCGAGUCAUAGACCACCAAGAGACGAUGAUAGACCUUCUAUCAAAGAAAUGACAAGGGAAGAAAAAGAAGCUGAAAGAGAAAAGAGGGAUCAAGAAAUGGCAGAGGAAAAAAGAGAAGCUGCCAGAUUGAGAGAAGCCAAAUUUGCAGAGAUGGACAGAGAACGUGAGCUUGAAAGAAGAAGAUUGCGCGAUGAAGAAAGAGGUCCAAGAGACCGUUCACCUCCUCGAAGAAGAAGAGGCUCACCUUCUUACAGUUCACCUGCGCCUCCACCACCACGAGAUCCAGCCACUGCUUUGUUGGACGAGGUGGAAAGGGAACAAAGGUCCAUCUUUGUCUCGCAACUAUCGGCGAGAUUGACUUCACAUGAUUUAGGAAUGUUCUUCGAGGAUAAAUUGGGAAGAGGUGCUGUCAGAGAUGCUAGAAUCGUCACGGAUAAGGUGUCCAGGAGGUCCAAGGGUAUUGGGUAUGUCGAGCUGGAUGCGGUUGAACUUGUUCACAGGGCUCUGACACUCACCGGAACGAUCGUCUUGGGUCUGCCGAUCAAUAUCAUGCUUACCGAAUCUGAGCGAAACAGAGAGACGACCGCGUCUUCUGCUCCUGUUGUUGGCUCAGAUGGACAGGUGCGACCAGCAGUGACAUUCGGCCAAAACUUCCCACCUCUCUCCACUGGUCUUGCCGUACCUCCUGGUUUAGAUGUUGAUGCGCAUAAAGACGGUGCUAUUCCUUAUCACCGAUUGUUCAUCUCCAACCUUGCAUUCAGUCUUUCGUCAGACGACCUUCGACAAGUUUUCGAGCCAUUUGGAGAGAUCGAAUUUGUCGAUCUUCAUAUUGACUUUUCUGGUAUGAAAAAAGGAACUGCAUACGUUCAAUUCAAAGAUCUUCGAGCGGCGCAAAUGGCUCUUGAUGCGAUGGCUGGGUUUGAGCUUGCUGGUAGACCAAUCCGAGUGCAAACCGUUCAAGACCGAGCUUAUGUAGCUACUGAGCAAAUUGAGGAUAACGGAAACUACGGAACUAGACUCGAUGCCAAUCAACGUCAACAGCUCAUGUUUAAGCUUGCUAGGACCGAACCGAACGUCAACUUGGCCUUGUCUGCGCAUAAACCUAUUGCUAUACCCUCCAAAACUCCUCAAAUGAACCCCACACCAUUCGUCAUUGUCAGCAACAUGUUUAACCCUGAAGAGGAGACCGAACGAAAUUGGGAUCUCGAUCUCGCCGAAGAUGUCAAAGGCGAAGUCGAGUCUAAAUAUGGCAAAGUCAACCGGAUCAAAGUGGAGAAGAUGUCAGCGGGCGAAGUGUAUAUCGAAUUCGGCGAGAUUGAUGGCGCUACAUCCGCUAUAAAAGGGUUGAACGGAAGGUUCUUUGGUGGAAGACAAUUACAGGCUUCUUAUAUAUCUGAAACGUUAUUCAAAGCUCACUUGUAG
Messenger RNA from Kwoniella shivajii, 1923 nucleotides. RefSeq lists its product as uncharacterized. The record is from RefSeq and is a predicted model, not a curated record. Gene Ontology annotation, molecular function: RNA binding; U1 snRNP binding. Bases 1 to 1923 code for a protein of 640 amino acids. NCBI's taxonomy places the organism in Eukaryota, Fungi, Basidiomycota, Tremellomycetes, Tremellales, Cryptococcaceae. Gene Ontology annotation, biological process: mRNA processing. The transcript is spliced from 11 exons. Gene Ontology annotation, cellular component: nucleus.